GGGAUUCCACGGUGGGACGGGCCGACUCUGCAAAUGGCUACGAGGUGCAAUUUGUCGAUUUCUUCAUCGUUAAUCUCUUCUCCUGCUGCUCGGAAGAAAGCGCACACCCGCUCUACUUCGCAGGCAGCCCUCAGGUGUCAGUGUCAUAACACUGAGUGACGCCAGCUGCGUGGGUUCAUCCAAAAUAAACCUUACCUUAUUGCUUUUGAGAGUUUGACUGAAGUCAGCAGGAGAGGUCGAACGAGUGGCAGAAGACACGAGUGUUGCACCCGCACUCCUUCACCGGGGCUAUGGAGGAGGAGGGGCAGCGUAGUCUGGAGUGCAUCCAGGCCAAUCAGAUCUUCCCUCGCAAGCCCCCUGUCCUGGAGGAAGAGGAUCUUCAGGUGCCCUUCCCAGAACUGCAUGGCGAGUUUACGGAGUAUGUGGGCAGGGCAGAGGAUGCCGUCAUCGCCAUAUCCCGCUACCGCCUGCACAUCAAGUUCAAGGAGUCGGUUGUUAAUGUUCCCCUACAGCUGAUAGAAUGUGUAGAGUGUCGGGACAUGUUUCAACUGCACAUCACCUGCAAAGACUGCAAGAUCGUCAGGUGUCAGUUUUCCACAUUUGAGCAGUGUCAGGAGUGGCUGAAGAGGUUGACCGCCGCGGUCCGUCCCCCGUCCCGGAUAGAGGAGCUCUUUUCCUUCGCCUUCCAUGCGUGGUGUGUAGAUCUUUACACAGGAGAGAAAGAGCAGCACGGAGAUCUGUGUCGGCCAGGUGAUCACGUGAUGUCCCGUUUCCAUAAUGAAGUAGACCGGAUGGGCUUCGACACUCAGAACGCCUGGAGAGUCUCUGAGAUCAACAACAAGUACAAGUUGUGUUCCAGCUAUCCUCAACUGCUGCUGGUGCCAGCCUGGAUUACUGAUAAGGAGCUGGAGAAUGUGGCGGCCUUUCGCUCCUGGAAGAGGAUUCCAGCCGUGGUUUACAGGCACCAGAGCACCGGGGCAGUGAUCGCUCGCUGUGGUCAGCCUGAGGUCAGCUGGUGGGGCUGGAGGAACGCAGAUGAUGAGCAUCUGGUGCAGUCCAUUGCCAGAGCCUGUGCCGUGGACAGCAGCUCCUGUAAAGGCGUCUCUAACGGCUCCCUCUCCCGCGAGUACACUAAUGGAGCCGACCUCUCAGAUGUGGACUUCGACUCGUCCAUGACUAACAGCUCAGAGGUAGAGACGCUGGCCAUUCAGCCCCGAAAGCUCCUGAUUCUGGACGCCAGGUCAUAUGCUGCUGCCGUAGCCAACAGAGCCAAAGGAGGAGGCUGCGAAUGUCCAGAGUACUAUCCUAACUGUGAGGUGGUGUUUAUGGGUAUGGCCAACAUCCAUUCCAUCCGCAAGAGUUUCCAGUCUCUGCGCUUCCUCUGCACCCAGAUGCCUGAUCCAGCCAACUGGCUGUCUGCUCUGGAGAGCACGAAGUGGCUUCAGCAUCUGUCUCUCCUGCUCAAGGCAUCUCUUCUGGUGAUGAACGCUGUAGAUCGAGACCAACGGCCCGUCCUGGUGCACUGCUCCGACGGCUGGGAUCGAACCCCUCAGAUAGUUGCGCUGGCCAAACUCCUGCUGGACCCAUACUACCGCACCAUCGAGGGUUUUCAAGUACUGGUCGAAACCGAGUGGUUGGACUUUGGUCACAAGUUCGCAGACCGAUGUGGUCAUGGAGAAAACGCAGAAGACCUGAACGAGAGAUGUCCAGUCUUCCUCCAGUGGCUGGACUGUGUGCACCAGCUCCAGAGACAAUUCCCAUGCUCCUUUGAGUUCAACGAAGCCUUUCUGGUGAAGCUAGUUCAGCACACAUACUCGUGUCUGUUCGGGACAUUCCUGUGUAACAGCGGGAAGGAAAGAGAAGACCGACACAUCCAGGAGAGAACCUGCUCUGUUUGGUCUCUCCUCAGAGCCGCCAACCGCUCCUUUGGAAACAUGCUGUACUCCUCACAUUCAGAGACCGUGCUUCAUCCUGUGUGUCAUGUGCGCAAUCUGAUGUUGUGGACAGCAGUUUACCUUCCCAGCUCUUCACCCACAACCCCUUCAGAUGACUCCUGUGCCCCUUACCCUGCACCUGGUGCCAACCCUGAGGAUCAGCCCCUGGGCAGACGUCCUAAAACCCGCUCGUUUGAUAACUUGCCCAGUGCUUGUGAAGUGGGAAACCCACUGACGUCCAAUCGACGAUCCAGUGACCCUAGUUUGAAUGAGAAAUGGCAGGACCAUCGCAGGUCUCUGGAGCUCAACAUCGGGGCUGGGACUGAUGGAGCUGCAUCUCCAGAGCCAGAGGAAAGGGUCAACGGGCAAACCAUGGUGGGGAUUAUUGGAACAUUCUCCAAUGGGGGAGCAGAGAAUGGGGAGGGGCUUAAGGAUGUCAAAUUGCCAAUGAUAGAUGGGGUUGAUGAGGCGGAGCUAACAGUGGGUGUGGCUGUGGGCCAAAUGGAGAACAUUCUCCAGGAAGCCACGAAAGAUGAAUCAACACCAGAUACUCGCAGUGUCGCAAAGAGUAAUGAAACCUCCGCUGUAAAUGGAAAGAGUGAUGAUAUUGCACAGGAGGGUAGAACUGAGGACGAUCUAGAGAGCAAAAGUCUUGAGGACGGGAAGGUCAACGGACAUUGUUCGGAAGAUGGCAGUUCUGAAGCAUCAUCGGCUCUCAGCCAGGAUAGUUCAGGAAGCCAGGACUCUGAAGAAAUUGAGAAGUACACAACACAAGAAAACGAUUCAUCAUGCAACCCAACUAUAUUAACUCCCAACGGCCUCAGGACUCUAACCAACGGCCAUGGAGUUGAACCAUCCAUCGAGCAGGCCGAAAAACGUCUUUCACUUCUAGAAAGCUCCACAGAGACACUGACCGAGGAUUUGGGCGUUCGGCCAGAAAGCCUGGGACCUUUAUCUAUUCCACCCCCUCUCAAAGCCCUCGCCGAAUCAUCGUGCCUCAAACAGGGUUUACGCACAGCAGCCAGAACUUUAAAUAACACCCCAAAACGGGCUUCUCUCAGUGCCUUUCCGCCCGCCUCCACUGACCUCCUCCACCCCAUGUGUAACGGAGACUCGCCCGACCCUGAGCCCUCCACGCCACGCACAAACGGAGAACGGGCCACGCUCAGCCGGCAGGUUUCGCUGGCCAGCUGUGGCUCUCUGACCCUCCAUGCACGGGGCACCUGCUCCCACCAUCGCUGCCUGCAUUUGGGGUUUCUGGGCCGGCCGAGCUUCAGCCCUCCAGAGCCUCCAUCAUCAUCAUCCCGGAGCCAUCUGGAUGACGAUGGGUUGACCCUGCACACGGACGCCAUCCAGCAGAGGCUGCGGCAAAUCGAGGCGGGACACCAGCUCGAGGUGGAGGCUCUGAAGAGGCAGGUUCAGGAGCUCUGGAGUCGCCUGGAGAGCCACCAGGCUGGUGGGAUGCUGCGGCUCAACGGAGACAUCGGAGAUGAAGUGACCUCAAUCACAGACUCUGACUUCAACCUGGAGCCGAACUGUCUGUCGCGCUGCAGCACUGAACUCUUCUCUGAAGCCAGCUGGGAACAGGUGGACAAGCAGGACACUGAGGUGACCCGGUGGUACCCAGACCAUCUGGCUGCUCAGUGCUACGGCUGUGAGAGAGGAUUCUGGCUGGCCACUAGAAAGCACCACUGCAGGAAUUGUGGGAACGUGUUCUGCGGCAGCUGCUGCGAUCAGAAGAUCCCAGUGCCGAGCCAACAGCUGUUUGAGCCCAGUCGAGUGUGCAGGUCGUGUUUCAGCAAUCUGCAGCCGCCAGCGCCCCCUCUGGACCUGGAGCUGGACAAACCCAUCACCGCCAGUUCCAACUGACCCAAAAUAACCCAAAAAAGAGACCCAAGCGCUUUCUUUCCCGCCCCAAAGGAAAGGGAAUCAUGUGUAUAUAAAUAUAUAUAUAUAUAUAUAUAUAUAUAUGGCAGGAGGAGCUGGCGUUUGCGGAUCAGACUCUUUUGCGAUGAAACUUGUCCUGUACCUGCUGCAUAGAGGGAUUUUUGUUUUGUUUUGUUUGUUUUUUUUUUUCUCCAAGCAAGAUUUUUCUUCCCUCAUCAUCUCACAAGAAAGUAGAUUUAUUAUAAAUCCUGGCUUCACUUUUCAUUUCUUUUUCCGAGGUUGCACACGUGAUUCUGGAUGCCACAGCGUUCGAACUUCCGAACGCAUCGAAUUAUUAUUACUACAGACUAUUGGUAAGUUAUUCCAAAACAUGUUGGCAGGAAGUGAUGUCAGCAGCAGAGGGCGCUCUUGUCUUUCGGAUCUGCUGGUUUAGACGUGACGUUCUCACGUAAGCGUUUUUUUUUUUGUAACAUAAAUGCGAGACAAAUGAGAUAAUAUAUUAGAAUGAUAUACGGACGAGACAUAUAGCAUUUAAGAUGAGAACUUGUAUAGAAUUCUUGAAUAGUGGCUCACUAAAUUAGUCACCAAAUAUAAGUUGUGUUGUUUUUCCCCCCAGUUGUAGCCAUUUGGGGUUUUGUUUUCUUUAUUUUUUGUAAAUGCAUUUCUUUAUUUCAGCGUUUGGUUCAUUUGUCCUCUUAGCGAUGCUGAACAGACGGAUGGAGAUGCUGCAUUUGGGCCACAGAUGGUGUUUUUGAUAUUUUGGCUCUCGACUCUUAUUUAUUAUCAAGUUUUGUUUGAAUUGUAUGUUCAAGCUUGACAAUUCAUCCAUGAUCAGUGUUGAUGGAAGACAUUGCACUGAAGAAAAAAUUAGAGAAAGGACGCACAAAAUUACAAUCACAGCUUUUUUUUUUGUUGUUUGGCUUCACAUUUUAUUGACUUUAUGAAUAAAUCAGAUCACUUUUCGGAGGGUAACUCUCUCAAAGUCAUUUACUUGCUUUCAUGUCAGCCCAAAUUGGCAGAAUGACAACUUUGGAAUCAACUUUUUUUAUAUAAUGGCUUUAAGUGGAAUGGUGUUUAUGGAAAAAGUUCAAACU
Danio aesculapii is the source of this 4915-nucleotide messenger RNA. RefSeq names its product myotubularin related protein 3 (gene mtmr3). NCBI's taxonomy places the organism in Eukaryota, Metazoa, Chordata, Actinopteri, Cypriniformes, Danionidae. Gene Ontology annotation, biological process: regulation of autophagy; dephosphorylation. Gene Ontology annotation, molecular function: phosphatidylinositol-3-phosphate phosphatase activity; metal ion binding; phosphatidylinositol-3,5-bisphosphate 3-phosphatase activity. The coding region runs from base 291 to 3803 and encodes 1170 amino acids. The transcript has 20 exons. The record is from RefSeq and is a predicted model, not a curated record.